CCUAUAAGCAGAGGAAAUGUCUCUUCCACAAUUGUGUUUCACAGAAUUGAUCAAUGAAGACAUUGAGACCAGGAAUUCUCUAUGUCGACAAGAAGUGAACAUCACAGCAUAUGUCAACUUCAUUUCAAUCAAUGAACCUAGCAGAAAAUCAUUCAAUCAAGAAAACUUUGCUUUGACAUUUCCAAAACCACCAGUGCCAGGUAGAAAAGAGAGAUCAAGACUUUCAAAAUUCCAAACCACAGUUCCUAAACAAGCCAAUACAAUGCUAGUAGAAGAUCAGAAGCCAGCUCAUACAUGGAUAAGGCAUUCUUUUAAAAAAACUUUUGAAAGGCCACUCUGUUACCUAAUUUUAAAACUACAGGCUCCAUCCAGACAUCCUUAUUCUUCCCAAAUUCAUCCUAUGGAGGCAGAAGAUGUGAGCUUCAGAAGUGAUGAAAAAGCAGCUUUGAAGAAUUCCAAGAAUAAAAACGAUUCACAUGCAACAAAUACAGAAUCCACAAAAACUGUAAACGAUGAAGCACUCCAAAAUGGAAAUAAAGGUCAUAAAUUUCUUUCAAAAUCAUCAAAUGAAAGUGAACUGAUUAAGAAGUCAAAGUGCAAAUUAGAAACAAUUCCAGUGUUCAAAGAUUCUGAGGUAAUAUCAAAAACAUUUUCAAAAUAUAAGACAAACUCAAAUAACUCCAAGGAGUCAGAUACUGAAUCCUUAUGUGGAAAGAACAAUAUAAACAAAGAUUCUAAGACAAAUAAUGAAAAUUCUGAUAGCAAAUCAGAGACUUAUACAACAAAUAGCUCAAUUGUCAAUUUAAUAAUGUGUUUAGAGGAGUCUGUUGCUGAAUCAAUGGAUUUUGACAUAUGGUUAAAGAAUUACUCAUGCAACAAUUCAAAGCCUCCUGCAAAGAAAGACGCAAAGAAAGAUGCAAAAAAAGAUGCAAAGAAAGAUGCUGAGGCUGGAGAUCCAAAAGAUGCCAAGAAAGAUGCAAAGAAGGAUAAAAAACCAGGAAAGAAAGAUGACAAAAAGGAGGGAGAAUCUACUGAUGCUGAAUCUGGAGACUCAAAGGAUGCAAAGAAAGGUGCAAAGAAAGAUGACAAGAAAGAUUCAAAAAAGGAUGCAGAAUCUACAGAUGCUGAAUCUGGAGACUCAAAGGAUGCAAAAAAAGGUGCAAAGAAAGAUGCGAAAGGUUCAAAGAAAGAUGACAAGAAGAAAGAUUCAAAAAAGGAUGCAGAAUCUACAGAUGCUGAAUCUGGAGACACAAAGGAUGCAAAAAAAGAUAAGAAACCUUCAAAGAAAGACAGCAAGAAGAAAGAUGGAAAAAAAGACGUAGCUCCUACUGAUUCUGAAUCUGAGGUAGAGUCAAAGAAGGGUAAGAAAGAUGACAAAAAAGAAAAGAAAGAUAGCAAAACAAAAGCUGCCGCAAAAGACUCAGUUUCUACUGAUCUUGAUACUGAAUCUGAGGGAGAUGCCAAAAAGGGCAAGAAAGAUGAUAAAACUAAGAAAGAUUCAAAGAAAGCUGACAAGAAGCAAGAUGCAAAAAAGGCUGCAGAGUCUACUGAAAGUGAGUCUGAAUUAGAAUUAAAGAAGGGCAAGAAAGGUUCAAAGCAGGAAAAGAAAGCUUCAAAGAAAGACGCAAAGAAAGAAGCAAAGAAGGACACAGACUCCACUGAUAUUGACUCAGAUAAAUCACUAAAAACAGCUGCAUCUAAAAAGGGUGCUGUUGACUCAGAUGCCACAUCUACAGAUUCCAGGAAGGGAGUAUCUGAACUGAAGAGAGGCCUUAGAAUGUCAUCUAAAAAGACGACGUUCAGUGAAAAGGGGAAAAAACCAAGUACAGGUAGAGUUCCUCCAUCAAGAGAAAGACCACCACUGCCUCCUUGUGAGCCUUUUCUACCUCUACCUAGGAUCAAACGUCUCUGUCAGUGCCAGGUGCCUCCUCCACCUCCAAAACCAAGAUAUGCUCCUUUGCCUGAAGCAGAGUGGAUUCAUAAGCUGCUCUAAAGAACAACUGAGCCCUUGGUUUCACAGAAUGACCUUAC
This is a messenger RNA of Octodon degus (degu), 2031 nucleotides long. It is a transcript of the gene Cylc1, whose product is annotated as cylicin 1. The record is from RefSeq and is a predicted model, not a curated record. Gene Ontology annotation, cellular component: acrosomal matrix; nucleus. Bases 17 to 1993 code for a protein of 658 amino acids. NCBI's taxonomy places the organism in Eukaryota, Metazoa, Chordata, Mammalia, Rodentia, Octodontidae. The transcript is spliced from 7 exons. Gene Ontology annotation, molecular function: structural constituent of cytoskeleton.